Messenger RNA from Catharus ustulatus (Swainson's thrush), 3692 nucleotides. It is a transcript of the gene CCND3, whose product is annotated as cyclin D3. Gene Ontology annotation, molecular function: cyclin-dependent protein serine/threonine kinase regulator activity. The transcript is spliced from 5 exons. Bases 355 to 987 code for a protein of 210 amino acids. The record is from RefSeq and is a predicted model, not a curated record. Lineage: Eukaryota; Metazoa; Chordata; Aves; Passeriformes; Turdidae. Gene Ontology annotation, biological process: positive regulation of G1/S transition of mitotic cell cycle; mitotic cell cycle phase transition; regulation of cyclin-dependent protein serine/threonine kinase activity. Gene Ontology annotation, cellular component: nucleus; cytoplasm; cyclin-dependent protein kinase holoenzyme complex.
CCUGAGCUGUCCCCAAGGUGUUUGGGGAGCACAGAACAGGAAACCACCAGGCUGCAGCUCCCAGGCUUGGCUUCCUGCUCUAAGCCACGUGUGGGGCAGGCAGAACCUCUGAGAACCAAUUGCUGAGCGUCAGAGAGAGGGGAAAGAGUUGUAAACAACAACUGCCAUGCAGGGCAUCCAAGGUCUUGGGGAUGGAUGGAAACACAGCUCCCACACCCUGCUGGUUUCACCAAAAUUCCUGGCAAAGCAGGGAAAUGAGGAGCUGGAUUGUUCCAAGCUGAAGCCAAGGAAAGUUCUGGAGCAGCAAAGGUGUGUGAGGAGCAGAAGUGUGAGGAGGAGGUUUUCCCGCUGGCCAUGAACUAUGUGGAUCGUUACCUGUCCUCGGUGGCCGUGCACAAGAACCACCUGCAGCUGCUGGGGGCUGUGUGCAUGCUGCUGGCCUCCAAGCUGAGGGAAACCAUGCCCCUGACCGUGGAGAAGCUCUGCAUCUACACCGACAACUCCAUCACGCCCCAGGAGCUGCUGCACUGGGAGCUGCUGGUGCUGGAGAAGCUCAAGUGGGACCUGGUGUCGGUGAUUGCCAACGAUUUCCUGCCGCACAUCCUGCACCGGCUGCCGCUGCCCCCCGACAAGCUGGAGCUGGUGAAGAAGCACGCCCAGACCUUCAUUGCUCUCUGUGCCACUGACUUCACCUUUGUGAUGUACCCGCCGUCCAUGGUGGCCACGGGCAGCAUCGGCGCGGCCGUGCACGGCCUGACCCUGCCCCUGAGCGGCUGCAGCGGCGACGCCGUCACCGAGCUGCUGGCUGGGAUCACGGGCACCGAGGUGGACUGCCUGAAGGCCUGUCAGGAGCAGAUUGAGGCAGCUUUAGCCGAGAGCCUGAAGCAGGCAUCCCAAUCCCAGCAGGAAUUCAGCGCCAAGACGGCGCCGUACAGGGGGAACCAACCCACCAGCACCCCCACGGACGUCACCGACAUCAACCUGUGACCAAGUGCCCUUCCCCAGAGCUCCAGCCCCUCCCUGGACACCCCAAAUUCGCUGCACCCACCCCCCCUGCCCACCCAGCACCUCCAAGGGGCCCUUCCCAGGCUGGAGCUGCUGCAGGUGGCCAUGGGGGGUGACCCCGGUGGUGCCCUGGGGACAGCAGGAGCUGGAUGGGUUUGGGAUUGUUGCUCUCACAGGGACAGAAUCAUGGAGAGCCACCCUUGCUGUCACCCCCAGCUCCUGCAGGCUCGUGGAGCAGCUGCUUGGUGGCCCCUCAGUGUCCCCAUUGCUUGGUGCCACAUUCCCACAGCUCCGGGGGAAGUUGUGCAGCUGCUUCUGCUUGGAGAGGACCCGUGGGGCUCGUUUGGGUUUUUUAUUUUUGCUGUUGGAUGUGGGAUUUUGGGGACUGCCUUGGGAGCAGUUCAGGCUGGGCUUUUGAGGCUGCUUAAUUUAUUGUUCACUGCUGGGAAAGAGGAGGGAGGAGAGCUGGGGCUGUGUGCUGCUCUCCUCUCCUCCCCAAAAAAAGUGCCUUCCCCCCUCACCCCUCCCUGGGCAGUGGGAGCCUCUCCUCGGAGGCUGGUUGGUCUUUUGGUAGCUUAGGCAUCAGAGUAGGAUUUCAGGAAAAACCUUUGAAUGUGCUGCUAUAGUCUGGGAUGCAUCUCCACUCUGCCAGGGCAGGGAUUUGGGAUCAGUGUCCAUCCCAGCCGCCUCCUCCUCCGAGGCUGCAAAACUUCGCCGCGCACUUGAGUUGGAAAAGCAAAUUAUUGCAUUUUUUUGUAUUGUUUGUUGUUGAUCCUGUUAGUUUUUUAUAAAAAUUGUUGUAAAACAGGGAGGAAAAAAAGAAGAAUAAUAAUAAUAAUGCUGCUUUUCUAUGAGAAAACCAUUAGAGAGUGGAAUUAAGCAGAAGCCAGAGACUCCACAGGGAUGGGAGGCAGAUGCUGCUGCUGCUGCUUGGGGACCUGUGGACGUGUGGCUGUUGUCCUCCCGUGGGGGAUGUGGAGAAAAGGAGGCAGAAAUCUUCCUUUUUGGAUGCCACCAGCCACAGCAAAAUCUGGCGGAAAAAGGUGGGGCUGCUGCUCCUCCCUGAGGCUGCCCGGUCCGGAAACCCCCGGAGCCCAGGGCUGGGACAGAGCCUGCCUGUGCUAAAGGAAAUGUUUCCCCUUUUUUUAAAAAUAUAAAUAUAUAUAUAUAAAUGAGUUUUUAAUUUAAGAGUAAACUGGUUUGGUGUUCACUCGCACGAGUCCCGCUGCUGGGAGAGCCAGAGAACCCCGUGAUGUUGCAAUAAAAUAUUAAAAAAAAAUUAAAAAAAAAAAUCAGCGGUUUCCCUGCGCCGUUCCAGGGUGGGGCUGGGAUCUUUCCCUCCUGCUGGGGAUUCCCUGGGAGCUCCAGCCCUGUUUUGCCCAGGAUGGAAAGGGGAGAGGGGCAGCUCAGGGAUGGUGAUGGAGCCAAACUCCUUCCUGCAGGGGAGCAGAGGCAGCACCUCCCUCCCAGCAGGCUGGAGGGCAAUGGGAGCAGCUCAGGGGUGCUCUGAGCUCCCUCCUGUGCUCAUCAAAAUAAAACCAGAAAAGGCUGAGGGGUGUGGGGACUCAGCAGGAGGGUCCCCAGGGUGCAGCUCAGGGUGCAGCAGGGGCUCCUCUCUGUGCCACACACCUGGCAGUGACAGUGACAGUGACAGCAGGUCCCAGGGAGGUGCAGCCUGCUGGAAAAGUCCCCCCGUGGUUUCCCAGCAGAGGUGGCACUCGAGCACAGUGAGCAGGCUGGGCUGGUGGCCACAUGGCCAGGUGAGGAUGGUGGCUUUGUGGCUUCAGGAAGGAAACCCUGGGGGGCUUGGAGUGGGAAAAUCCCUGGGCAAGGAGUUCCAGAAGCUGCUGGGGACAGGGACAGGCUGGGAGCACACUGGGCAGACCCAGCCCUGACACAGAUCUGGUUUUAUUUCUGAGUACAGGAACAAACCAAAGUGUCCCAGUGCUGGUUGCACCAGGCUGGGGGGGACAGGGGCUGCCCUGUGACAGCAGCACAGGGGUCACAUCAGGCACAGGCUGUGUCCAGUGACUGCUCAGAGCAGCAGGAUCCAGGGGGAUGCUCCUCAUCCAGGAGAGAGAUGCUCCUGCUCCAGGAGGGGAUGAUCCUGAGCCAGGAAGGAUUCUCCUGUUCCAGGGGGGAUGCUCCUGCUCCAGGAGGGGAUCCUCCUGCUCCAGGAGAGGGAUGCUCCUCAUCCAGGGGAUUGUUUCUCAUCCAGGAGGGAUGCCCUUGAUCCAGGAUCCAGGAGAGGGGUGCUCCUGCUCCAGGGGGAAUUCUCCUGAGCCAGGAAGGAUUCUGCUCCAGGGGGAAUUGUCCUGAUCCAGGGGGGAAUUCUCCUGAUCCAGAGGGAAUUCUGCUCCAGGGGGAAUUCUCCUGCUGCAGGGAAGGGAUUCUCCUGCUCCAGGGGGGCAUGCCCUUGGUCCAGGAAAGGGAUGCUCCAGGGGGGAAUUCUCCUGCUCCAGGGGAAAUUCUUCUGAGCCAUGGAGGAUGCUCCUGCUCCAGAGGGGAUUCUCCUGAUCCAGAGCAGGGAUGCUCCUGCUCCAGGGGAAAUUCUCCUGAGCCAUGGAGGAUGCUCCUGCUCCAGAGGGGAUUCUCCUGAUCCAGAGGGAAUUCUCCUGAUCCAGGGGGGAUGCUCCUGCUCCAGGAGGGGGAUGCUCCUGCUCCAGGGGGGGAAUCUCCUGCUCCAG